AAACAGCAGCACCCCUGGGGGACAACCGUAGACACCCCCCAUGGGGCAAGGUCCUCCUGCCGCUAGAGAGUCCCUGGCAGACAGAAGACUCAAGGAGAAGGACGGGAUGCAGGGGGCAGGCCAGCAGAGGUGGCCACCGAUGGGGCUGCUACUGCUGCUGCUGCUCUGUGUCUCAGGGCUCCAAGCUGAGGGUGAAAGUGAGGAGCAGAAGUGCCUACAGGAGGGCAGGAACCUGACCGUGACCUGUCCUUACAACAUCAACAAGUAUGCCUUCAGCCUGAAGGCCUGGCAGCGGGUGCGGAGCGACGGCAGCCUGGAGACUCUGGUGAUCACGGAGACUAGAAAUGCAGACCUAAACGUGGCCCAGGCUGGGAGGUACCUGCUGGAGGAUUAUCCCACUGAAGCCAUCAUCAAAGUCACCAUGACCGGGCUCCAGAGGGGGGACGCAGGGCUGUACCAGUGCGUGAUCCACCUCACUUCUCAGAACCUUGUCAUCCUGCACCAUCGGAUUCGGCUAGUGCAGUGCAGUGGUGAUGUUCCUGCUCUGAUUUUUGUGGCCUGCGGAUUCAUCUUGAACAAGGGCCUGGUGUUCUCAGUCCUGUUUGUCCUCCUCCGGAAGUCCAGGCCUCAGGUACAUGGCCAGACUUAAGGUGAAACGAAGGCAGGGCAGAGACACCUGCUCCAGAUGAUGGGGAGGGUGGGGUUCCUAGCCCCUCCCUGUGCCCUGAUUUCUCUUCUCAGAAGGUCUUUGGUCAGGGGGCAGGGCCAGCCCCUGGGACAGUGCCAGGCGUGGGCCAAGACGCUGGGAUCAAUGCCAAGCGGGCUGAGCGGGUCCCGCAGGAUGGGAGGAACUGACAGGAGGUAAGCAGCCCCUUUCCUCAGGGUGGGGA
Molecule: messenger RNA, 890 nt
Organism: Ictidomys tridecemlineatus (thirteen-lined ground squirrel)
Lineage: Eukaryota; Metazoa; Chordata; Mammalia; Rodentia; Sciuridae
Source: RefSeq, a predicted model, not a curated record